This is a messenger RNA of Achroia grisella, 1389 nucleotides long. Its product is annotated as phosphate carrier protein, mitochondrial-like. The transcript is spliced from 9 exons. Gene Ontology annotation, molecular function: phosphate transmembrane transporter activity. Gene Ontology annotation, cellular component: mitochondrial inner membrane. The coding region runs from base 106 to 1191 and encodes 361 amino acids. NCBI's taxonomy places the organism in Eukaryota, Metazoa, Arthropoda, Insecta, Lepidoptera, Pyralidae. The record is from RefSeq and is a predicted model, not a curated record. Gene Ontology annotation, biological process: mitochondrial phosphate ion transmembrane transport.
AUUUGAUUCUGUCGGGCACUCGCCCAUUCCUAGCUUUCUUUAAUACUGUGCUUCAGGCGCGGUGCGGUGUUUAAAUUCACCUCAUCCUGAUAAUUAGACAUAACAAUGUUUGCUUCCCUGUUGGACACGGCGCGGAACUCGCCGUUCCGCGGCCCUCUCAGCCCUGCACAGUGCCAGGCCAGCACUCUAACACCGCCUAGCAUCGAACAGCCACUAGGCAUGGCGGCGGCAGCUGUAGUGCCAGCUCCACAGGACUCCUGCGAAUUCGCAUCUCCCAAAUACUUCGCGCUGUGCGGACUUGGCGGUAUUCUGUCCUGUGGUAUAACCCAUACGGCCGUGGUGCCACUGGAUCUGGUCAAGUGCCGGCUGCAGGUGGACGGUGACAAAUACAAGAACGUGGUCACCGGCUUCAAGGUUUCCGUACGCGAGGAGGGCAUCCGAGGACUCGCGAAGGGCUGGGCACCAACCUUCAUCGGUUACUCCCUACAAGGGCUGUGCAAGUUUGGCCUGUAUGAGGUGUUCAAGGUGGGCUACACGGGACUCCUGGACGAGGAGACAGCCUACACUUACCGUACCUUCGUAUACCUCGCCGCCUCCGCGUCCGCUGAAUUCUUCGCAGAUAUCGCGCUGUCGCCGCUCGAAGCAGCUAAAGUACGUAUCCAGACCAUGCCUGGCUUCGCGAACACACUCCGUGAGGCGUGGCCCAAGAUGGUCCAGAGUGAAGGCUACGGCACAUUCUACAAAGGCCUGGUCCCACUGUGGGGCAGACAGAUUCCAUACACCAUGAUGAAGUUCGCCUGCUUCGAGAAGACCCUCGAGCUGUUAUACCAGUAUGUGGUGCCCAAACCUCGCUCGGAGUGCACUAAAGGCGAGCAAUUGGUAGUAACGUUCGCUGCCGGGUACAUCGCUGGCGUGUUCUGCGCUAUCGUCUCGCAUCCCGCCGACACUGUCGUCUCCAAACUUAACCAGGACAAGACAGCGACAGUGGGCUCGAUCGUCGGUAAACUGGGAUGGGCGGGCGUAUGGAAGGGUCUCGGACCUAGGAUCGUAAUGAUUGGUACACUCACCGGUCUCCAGUGGUUCAUCUAUGACGCCGUCAAGGUAUGGCUGAGGAUGCCCCGACCCCCGCCAGCGGAGAUGCCCGAGUCUCUACGCAAACGGCUAGAGGCUGAACAAGCGCAGGCGAAGUGAACUUAGCAAUAAUUACUCGUCAACUAGCCAGAUAACGUUUAGCGUCGUCUCUCUCUUGUCUGCAUAUAAAGAAAGAGAUGUAAUUACGUUUUAAUCGUGGCUGUGUAAGAGUUAGGCAAGUUACUAUACUACCCAAUGAUGUCUCAAUAGUUUUAAAUGUAUAUAAUUUCAAUAUAAGUCGUUUGCUUUGAGCAGAAA